Messenger RNA from Caenorhabditis briggsae, 879 nucleotides. The record is from RefSeq and is a predicted model, not a curated record. Bases 1 to 879 code for a protein of 292 amino acids. Gene Ontology annotation, molecular function: protein serine/threonine kinase activity; ATP binding. Gene Ontology annotation, biological process: peptidyl-serine phosphorylation; signal transduction. The transcript has 5 exons. Gene Ontology annotation, cellular component: nucleus; cytoplasm. Lineage: Eukaryota; Metazoa; Nematoda; Chromadorea; Rhabditida; Rhabditidae.
AUGAUGAAUCCGAUCUCCUGCUACACCAAAGGAACAUUUAUCAACAAACAAUACAAGAUCGUCAACCGUAUUGGAUACGGCAGCUUUGCGACCGCCUUCAAAGUCCAGGAUAGCCAUGACAAUGAUCAAGUGCUGGUGGCAAAAGUGGCGAGAAAAUCGGAUGACGUGUCUGGCAAAUUUGAGAUGGAGAUCGCCGUGUUGACCAAAUUGAUUGGGAUCAAACGUUGGCCACAGAUGAAGAACCACUUCGAAACCGCCAGUUAUCGUGUGAUCAUAAUGAGUGCAGAGGGGGAAUCUCUUGGAGAUGUCUUGUCCAGAAAUAAGAAUGGAGUUUUCUCCAAUGCGAACUCUCUCCGCAUUUCCUAUAGCCUCACGAAAGCUCUUCAUUCCCUUCAUCACGUGGGAUAUUUGCAUCGCGACAUCAAUCGAGACAACAUCACAAUGAAACAACAGGGAAAAGAAAUCGUGAUCAGUGUGAUUGACUUGGGCAACGCCUCCAAAUCUUUUCCGCGUCAAAAAUGUCGCUUCAACAGCUACCCAACGAGCUGGCACGUGAUGAUUGGGAAAGAAUUUAGUGAGCGAGAUGAUUUCGUUUCCGGAUUAUAUUUGAUUGCGGAGUGCUUGGGUGCACCGAUUUUCAACACCAAAAACAAAUCACUUAUAGACGCGAAGCGUGAAUUCCACACUAGCCCGAGGUCUUUUUUCCCUCCAGAACAACACUGGAUGGCGACACUUAUCACGAUUUUCGAUACGAUGGUUUUUGAUAAAAAGACGGAUUUGUCGCCAAUUUGGAAUAUUUACGAAACGGCAAUUCCUCGUGUUUCUCCUUUAUCUCCGAUUGAGUACAAGGAAAUCAAUGAUGCGGUCGUGGUUGCUUGA